CUGAGGAGCACUUCAGUGUCAUUGUCAGUAAAUAAUAAUAUUACUGAUUUGUAAAUAAUUGUUUAUUAAUUUGAAGUGGUAAUAUUAGUGUGGUUUGAAUCUAAAAGGUCUAUUCAAAAUGUUACUUUCAUAGUAUAUAAUGUUUAGCUCUCUUCAGAAUACUUCCAUUUUGUUGUGCUUCCAGAAUUUUAGUUUGCUCAUGUAAAUUUAUAUUCAAAAUGGGUUUGUGUGUAAAUAAGCAGGCUAGUGCAUACGGCUACAUAAACUUCAUGAUAUUUUGCUACAUAUCCAGCUAUGUAUUGAGGUAACACUUGAAAAUUAGUAGAAUAGCUUGCUGUAGAAAACUACGCUGCUGCCUCAACAUAUUGCAUACAGAAAACAUAACCUUUCUGUACAAAAAUGAACCAGGUACUAGUUUGGAAAGAUAUUGAUAAACUCGAGUUGAGAUACGCACCUGACAUCACUCCUCCUGACGAUUUUAUCAAGUUGAGCUGUACUAAUAACUAUGUGUUUUUACUAGAUAAGAGUGGAACCAUUUGGUAUGGGGAGGUUAGUAAUGGAAUGUUUUUGACUCUGAAUCGAUCAGAUAUCAAAGCUGAGGAUAUUGCUUGCACUUCAACACACCUGUUUUUUAUCACAGAGAAUGGGAGAGUGUUCAGAGCUGAUGUUAACAAUUUAAAUACUUAUGAAGAAGUGAUUUUACAUGAGGAUGCAAACACCUGUUGUCACGGUUAUGUCACUACUAGUCAGCGGAUAGCGGUGAAACACAUUGAAGCGGGAGGCAUGGGUGUUCUAUUCCUCUCAGACAGCGGCCAGUUAUGGGCAAUGGGAGACUAUCCACAGUUAGAUAUAUCUUCAGUAGAUGGCCCCAAGAAGGUGGCGUUUUUCGAAGGCAGACAUGUAAUAUCUAUGGCGUGCGGCAGGGAUUUCAAUGUGGUUGUAGUUCACAAACGCGACGACCACUGUCCGAUCGGUAAUAUGGAUGCGGACGAAGCGGAAGUGUUUAUCUCAACUUGUCCACAGUGUGUGAACGAGAAUAUAAUGUCUCCCUUGUCUCCACAAUCGUUGACCGAUUUGGAAAUUAAACGGAAACACUCGAACGAUUCCGUGAGUGUGUCGACAUCGACUAGUAGAAAUAUCGAUAGCGAGGAUAAGAGGAGUGACAACGAGAACACAUCGUCCUCGACCGAAGGAGAUUCCGUUCACAGAGUGAAGACAAAAGUAGGUAGCGGAGAUUUGGACUCGGAUAACUCGGACAGCGCUGAAGAAGAGAAGAACGAUCGUAUGAGCAGGUUACUGAUGAAUACUGAGGCGGCAAGACAAUUUUUCACCCGUCAGCUGUCGUGGAUGUCGUCAGGUGGCGAGGAAUUGUUGGCAGAGGUGUCGGGACCAACGAAAAUCAUUAAGAAAAACGUGACAACGAUGGCCAGCUAUGUUUAUGAAGGCGUGAAAACAGUCGGAGAUAAGGUGGCCACACUGUCGAGACACGUCAGUGGCGGUUCGGAUAAUAAUAGCGAGUCGUUUGAAGAGUUCCUCACCGAUGAUCUUAACCCGUCGUCUACGUCUAGUUUGAGGUGUGAAUGGUCGUGUAGCGGAGGCUGCAGUGACGUGUCGGGGGCCGACCGGGUGGGGGCAGGGGGCGAAAAACUGGCCCUCUACCUGAGCCGAGGGGCGCGCCUCAUCAAGACCGAGGUGUGGGCCUGGGGCGGGGCGCAGCAUGGACAACUUGGGUCGGGCGAUAUUGUGCCCAGGAAUAAACCGGUGAUUGUGUCUUCGCUGAUGCACGUGGGCGCAAUGCGCGUGGAGUGCGGCUGGUCGCACUGCGCAUGCGUGACGCUGACAGGCCGCUGUGCACUGUGGGGUCGUAACGACCUGGGGCAGAUCUGUGACCUGACCAAGGGCAGCGACCAGUCCUCGCCCCAUGUGUGGGGCCACACCUCGCAGGCGGUCACUGGGGCAAGGCACACCCUGCUGCUGGCCCCUGAUAGCACCCUGCACUGGCUUGGCAAGCACAGGCCCGAAACACUGAACAGCAACAACACAGAACUUGACAUAUCAGAGUACAUCUCAGAUGGCAAGUACACCAAUGACUCCUCCUCUAUGACAACAGAUGGCGAAAGCGAAACACCUGUGAACCAUAACAAAGAAAACAACACCACUGUGAGCUCUAUAACGUCAACAAAAGGAGAAAACAACAUACAUGUCACAUCAAUAGUCGAAAACAACACGUCUGUAAACUCUUUGUCAGAAAACAACGUAACUGUGACGUCAAAAAAUGGAGAAAACAGCACAACUGUGAACUGUUCGUACUCAAGAGAAGAAAACAACAUAGCUGUGAACUGUGUGGGAGAAAAUAACACAUCUGUGGCUUCAUCUGGAAUGGGAAACAAGGUUCCAGAGGCAAAAGAAAGCAGAGCAUUUGGUGUGAUGUCAUCUAGGGGAGAAAGCAACAUAUGUGUGAACGGUGCUUCAUCGAGGGGAGAAAGCAACACAACUGUGAACUGUGUGACGUCAUCAAUGGGAGAAAGCGACAUCGUUGUGAAUUCAAGAGGAGUAAGUAACAAUUGUGUGACGUCAUCUAGUAAGGCAACUGUUAACUGUGUGACGUCAUCAAGGGGAGAAAGCAACAUCGCUGUGAAUUCAAGAGGAGAAAAUAACAAAACUGUGAACUCGAGAGGAGAAAACAACACAACUGUGAACUGUGUGACGUCAGCAAGGGUGCCAAUCCGAGUGCUGAGCUCUGGUGACGUGAGCAUGUGCAUUGUGGGUCGUCCGCCGAUGACGUCAGACCUCAAACUGAAUUCGGACCUGGCGAACGAGCAGUGCUUCCUCGAGGAGAUGGUCAGCUUCCACUCGACCAUUGUGCGGCCACUCUCACGGCGGUCGUGUAUCGAUGACAUUGUUGCCAACCUCUGUUCCAGAUACGCAGACCUAGUGCACUUGACAGCUUUAAACGUGGCCACCCUCUACCAAGGUGUGCCAAGCAACAUCCUCCUUCACUCUCACACCGACGAGCACCUCCUUGUCUACGAGCGAUACUCCCUGGCCGUCUGCAAUGUGAUCGCCAUGAGCGCAUUCCACGCAGAUUGCGCGACUAGUCGAGAUACCGCAGCGACUGAUCACCUGUUUCUCGGACAGAUGAUGUUGAGUCGUGGUUCGUCGGAGGCGUCUGGGGAGGUGCAGCGCUCUGGAGGUGUUCGCGAGGCCCAGGAUGCGGCCAGGAAGCUGGCUGAGGCACGAGAGGUGUUCUGGGAGAGUUCGGGACGUCUAGUCGAUACUUUGGGUCAGGCCAACUACAUAACAUCACUCAGAUAA
Molecule: messenger RNA, 3315 nt
Organism: Nilaparvata lugens (brown planthopper)
Lineage: Eukaryota; Metazoa; Arthropoda; Insecta; Hemiptera; Delphacidae
Exons: 6
Coding region: 400-3315 (971 amino acids)
Source: RefSeq, a predicted model, not a curated record